AGUGCCGUCGCGGGGCUGUCGCUGCUCCUCUCCUCUCCUGGCCCUGGCGCUAGAGAGAGAGAGAGAUGGGGUCUGUGUUGGUCUUGCGGUUCCUGCUUGUGGCGCGGAUGAUGGGGGUGGUAGUCCCGGUCUUCCCUCCAGAGGCGGAGAGCGCAGAGAAGCCCUCAGAGCAUUUCUUGUACCAGUCGAAGUUCGACUGCCUCUACCUGAAUGGGACGGAGCGGAUACGCUACAUCUUUCGGGACAUUUACGACCGGCAGGAGUUCGUCCGCUUCGACAGCGACCGCGGGGAGUUCGAGGCCGUCACGCCGCUCGGGGAGCCCAUAGCCCGGGACUGGAACACCCGGAAGGACCUCCUGGAGGACAGGAGGGCGGACGUGGAGGGCUUCUGCCGGCACAACUACGCGAUCUUCGAGCCCUUCGCCCGCUCCCGUCAGGUUCAGCCCAAGGUGAAAAUCGCCCCCUCCAGCUAUGAUUCCUCCUCUCACCACACUUUGCUGAUUUGCAACGUGGCCGGAUUCUGGCCCUCCCAAAUUGAAAUCACUUGGUUCCGAAACGGGAAGGAGGAAGACGAGGCCCGAGUGUUCACCACGGACCUGAUCCGGAACGGGGACUGGACCUUCCAGAUGGCGGUGAUGCUGGAGGCCCAGCCGGAGCGGGGAGACGUCUACGCCUGCCAGGUGCAGCACGCCAGCUUCCCGGAGCCCGUCACCGUCCAGUGGGGUAAGACAUGA
Messenger RNA from Pogona vitticeps (central bearded dragon), 734 nucleotides. NCBI's taxonomy places the organism in Eukaryota, Metazoa, Chordata, Lepidosauria, Squamata, Agamidae. The record is from RefSeq and is a predicted model, not a curated record.